AAACAGGCGCCUUAGGGUAAAGCCCUUCGCUAUCACCACUGAACCCACCCUGGUCGUCACUUUUGUCUAAGCUUCCACCACCGUUACACCCAGCACCUCCCUCCCGACAGCUCCACCGCAAGAAAACGUAAUCGGCCUCUCUGAAAUCAUCAAUAGGACUCCACUUGAGGUAAAGCUUAAAUUUUUUCCGUUUUCUUUAAUAUGCCUGUAUAUAUAUGUCACCGGUGCUUCGAAAUAUUAAUUCCUUUUGCAAGCUUUCAGUCGAUAUACUUGUUAUUGAGCUCUGCAAUCGGAAAAUCAUUAUGUUGAAUUAUAAUUUUGUCUACUACUAGGUUAUCUUGUUGCAUUUUCACUGGAUUUUGAAAAUAUACUGCUUGAUUUCGUCGGCAUUAUGAACAAUAUACUGGAAAUCUUGACCUUGACACAAUUGAGAUGCAUAUCAUCCUUAUAUGGUAGAGAUUUUACUUCACUUUUGUGUGGUUCAUAUGGAGCAGACUCGGAAGGUGUUCUAUCAAAUGUUUGAUUAAUCUUUUCUUUUCUAAGAUGAAUUUGGUCUAACCGAAUUCAUUACCGUUUUCGAAUUUAAAAUCGGUUGCGGAAUGAAUUCGGUUAUGGCCAAUUCGAAAUUGAAAACGGUACAUUGUUAGGAAGAUAAUACCGUUCUCGAAAGCUUUGACAACAUCCUCCCCAACUGCUGCCCAAUUCUUUUUAAAAAAUUUCACUGUGUAACCAUCUGGGUUCGGAACUUUUCCUUCCUUCAUACAGAACACAAUUUGCUUGAUUUAUUCAUAUGAGUAAACAAGGACUAAGGUGGGGAAACUUCUUUUUGUUUUCAAGCCAGAAAGGCUACAAUCAAAAUAAUUAUGUGUUUAAAUGUUUGUAAAUUUUUGUAUUUAAUUUUGUUUUACUCCGCAAGGAAGGCAAAAACUACAAUUCAAUGCUGAGCAUGCUCCAUCUCGAAAGGGUACAUAUUAUGUGCAUAAUACUAUGGAUUUUUCUAUUUGUGAUGCUAAUUACAUUGUUAGGAAGAUAAUACUUGAGAUUUAGUUAGUAUUUAAGUUUGUCUUAUGUGAGUUCUAUUUUUGGCCGAUAUGUCACUCUUAUUUUAAAGCCAAUGUAUUAUGCUUGUGAUAUGUAUGUUUCAUUCGGAUGCUUAUUUCCGUAUUUUGGUUGAUAGCCUUGAAGCAAAGCAAACCACUACAUGGAUUUCUUGUAGAAGACUUUUAUUCAAAGAAAGUCUAGGAUCUAUGAGUUCUUGUUAUGUAUGCAUGUUUUUUAUUUAGUUAAAGCACUCAUAUUAAUACAAUGGAGACUUUAAGUUCCUCUUGAGAUGCUGUUUAAAGGAUCAUAUUCCCUUAUUAGCAUCAAAUACCAGAAAUUCUUAACUUCUUAAAUUCAAUGAGUGCCACAGUGCACUUGUCCAGAUUGGAAGUAGUUUAGUUUCCUUUUGUUCUCAAUGAUUCCGUUGAACCUGUCUCCUUCUUCUAUAGUAUAAGAAUAACAGUAUAGGAAUGAUAAUUUAUUAGGUCUAUCCCCUUUCUCUAUAGUACAAGAGUAGUUAUAAAAUGUUGCCAUCAAAUCACCAAAAAAAGUUAAACAUUGGGACUAAAAUAACAUUUUGUUUGCAUAAAUAUUGACAAUUAAGGGUAAAGUAUGUAUCAAAUGUAGUUUGAGGGUGCGUGUUGCAAUUACAGUAAAGCGAAACGCAUAAAGUCGCCAACGUUUCUUCUUUUAUCUUUCAUUCUCUCCCUCCAAGCCCCUCGUCCUGUUACUUUCCCUCCGUUGCCGUCUUCAGCUCUUCCUUCGCCGCCGUAGCCGCAUCGUUCCUCCCACCGCUACGCUACUCUCUGGCUCCUUAACACGGUUGGUUUUGUAAGUUUCCAAUUUUCUUUCUUUUUUUUUUGUUUUCUAGACUUUUGUCUGCCUUAAAAAUUAUCCAGUAGUAGUUAUGAUUCAUUGCAUUGUUGGUAUAUAUCGAAAUUGAACAGAUAAGAACUUUUGAGUUCCAUACCUUGGUUCAUUGAAAGGGGAUUGUUCAAACUUGGGGGGACAAAGACUUUUAACAUACCUCAGUCUUCAAUUAUUUUGCAGCUUCUAUGUUAAAUUAGUUCUCUGGUUUUGCACAUGGACAUGAACAUUGCUUUAAUUAUCCUACUGCUAUAAUAGUUUGCACAUGGACAUGGUUUCUCAACAUGACGACAAUUAAGAUCUUCCAUGUUCUAUUAAUUUUAAAAAUGAGAGUUAUAGGGAAUUUGUCAAUAUUUUUUACACAACAAAUUGGGCAUUGGGCACAGCCAGAAAAUUUCUAGUAUAUAAGUAUAUAGCGACGUGGUUGGGGUUUUGGCAGGAUUUCCUAAUUCUUAGUCCUGAAUCAUAAUCUACUGUCUGUCUACUGUCUCUCACACACGCAAGACCUACGAAGAAGAAGAAGAAGAAGAAGAAGAAGAAGGGGCAAGACCUACGAAGAAGAAGAAGAAGAAGAAGAAAGUAAAAGGGAGUUGGGAAGAUGAGAGGAGUUCAAUUGUCAUUGAGCAAGACCCAGAAGCUUAGACUGGAAACAGCACUUGAGAAGUUGGAAUCCCUUUCCUCCACCACCAGCAACAAUUCCAAUGCCUCCGUCAUAGUCGCCGACACCAUUCCCAUCAAUUACGAAGACGGCGUUCUCAAAGGGCAUGGGACGUCGGAGAUGGAUGGCCGGGUGGUGGCAACCAUCUGCGGAGUGGUUGAGCGCGUGAAUAAGCUUGUCUAUGUUCGUGCUCUCAGGGCAAGGUACAAGCCUGAGAUAGGUGAUAUUAUUGUUGGCCGAGUUAUCGAGGUGGCUCCUAAGCGUUGGAGAUUGGAGAUCAAUUUCAGCCAAGACGCAGUAUUGAUGCUUUCUUCAAUGAACUUGCCUGAUGGCAUCCAGAGGCGCCGAACUGCUCUCGAUGAACUCAACAUGCGCAGUAUAUUUGAAGAGAAUGACAUUGUUUGUGCUGAAGUCCGUGGUUUCCAACAUGAUGGAAGUCUGUACCUACAAGCAAGAAGUCAGAAGUAUAGAAAGCUUGAUAGAGGUCAAUUACUCAGAAUCUCCCCUUAUUUGGUGAAGAGGCGUAAACAACAUUUCCACCACCUAGACCAGUAUGGAGUUGACUUGAUACUUGGCUGUAAUGGAUUCAUAUGGGUUGGUGAACAUGUUGAAGCCAAAGAUGACAUGGUAGUGGAUCAAAUGAUCAAAUCCGAGCAAGAAAAUGCCAGUUUAAGUGGUUCAGUCAGUUCCCGUGAACAAGAACAAAGUCACACAUCAGUAGAGAUUAGGCAACAUAUAUGUAGAAUAGCGAAUGCAGUCAGAGUACUAUCCACUCUAGGUUUCAUGGUUACUGUGGAAUUGAUAACUGAGUUAGUUGAUUUGAGCAUCUCGCAUAAUCUUGAUAUACAUGAGAUGCUUGGGGCAGAAUUUUACGUCAUUGUUGCUGAGAAAGAAGCUGAACGUCGAAGCCUGGCAACUAAAAAGAGAUGAAAUCCUGACCCUGUAGUUUAAUAUUAGUGUCUGAUUUAUAAAUGCCUAUAACUGGUGGCAAAAGCCAUCUCUCCAAAGAGAGAGAGAUAGAGAAAAGAGAUUCAGUUUGUUGCAGUCAUCUUUGCUUAUAACUAAAUUUAAAUGUGUUCUCUGUUGAGAUAUUUUUGAACCAUUGACAGAUUUGUUAGCGUCAAAUUACUAAGGCAAUGAAGACUAGUUUCUUUGAUAACA
Messenger RNA from Coffea arabica (coffee), 3727 nucleotides. The record is from RefSeq and is a predicted model, not a curated record. NCBI's taxonomy places the organism in Eukaryota, Viridiplantae, Streptophyta, Magnoliopsida, Gentianales, Rubiaceae.